CAGUCAGUCAAUUGAGUAGCUUUGGGUAUCCCAACAGUACGUCUUGUGUGCCUCUAAGUCUGAAGUAGUUCGUUCGCUGUGGGAACGAUUUUCUUCAGCUUACCGCCAAAAGUUAUCAGCAAAAGUAUCAAAUUUGUACCAAUUACCAAAGUUUGUGCAAGAAGCUUCUGUUAAAAGUACUGUCCGGAGGAGAAGACAAUGGCUGCCUUUGUGGAACCUCAUUUUGACGCCUGGCAAGCGGCCGGCGGCAACUUAACCGUUGUGGACAAGGUCCCACCGGAGAUGUUGCAUAUGAUUCACCCGCACUGGAACCAAUUCCCACCGAUGAACCCACUGUGGCACUCAAUCCUCGGAUUCGCCAUCUUCGUUUUGGGAAUGGUCUCGAUGAUCGGCAACGGCUUCGUGAUGUCAAUCUUCACCAGCACCCCAAGCCUCCGCACUCCCUCCAACCUGCUAGUGGUCAAUCUAGCCUUCUCUGACUUCCUGAUGAUGUUCACGAUGGGACCGCCUAUGGUGAUCAACUGCUGGCAUGAGACCUGGGUCUUUGGACCAUUCGCUUGCGAAGUCUACGCUUGCCUUGGAUCGCUGUUCGGCUGUGCCUCGAUCUGGACCAUGACUAUGAUUGCGUUUGACCGAUACAACGUUAUUGUGAAGGGUCUGGCUGCCAAGCCUUUGACCAACAACGGUGCCAUGCUGCGCAUUCUGGGUAUCUGGGCAUUUGCUCUCUUCUGGACUCUGGCCCCAUUCUUCGGAUGGAACCGAUAUGUCCCAGAGGGAAACAUGACUGCCUGCGGAACUGACUACCUGACCCAGACCUGGUUGAGCCGUUCGUACAUCAUCAUCUACGCCAUCUUCGUCUACUGGACGCCGCUGCUCACGAUCAUCUACUCGUACACUUUCAUCCUGAAAGCUGUGUCCGCACACGAGGCUCAGAUGCGUGAACAGGCCAAGAAGAUGAACGUCGCCUCGCUGCGAUCGACGGAAGCCAACCAGACCAGCGCCGAAAUCAAGCUCGCCAAGGUCGCCCUGGUGACCAUCUCUCUGUGGUUCAUGGCCUGGACUCCGUAUCUGGUGAUCAACUUCACCGGUAUCUUCAAGGCUGCCCCGAUCAGCCCGCUGGCCACCAUCUGGGGAUCGCUGUUCGCCAAGGCCAACGCCGUCUACAACCCAAUUGUGUACGGUAUCAGCCAUCCGAAGUACCGCGCUGCCCUGUACCAGCGGCACCCAUGGCUGUCGUGCCAGGAUGCCCAGGAGAGCAGCCACGAUAACCAGUCGACUGUGUCUGGAGCCACCACCGCCACCGAGGAGAAGGCCUAAAUGCGCUACAGAACGUACACGGUUAAAUUAAAAUGUUUGGCGACCGAAAUAAUGCCUAGAUAGUUAAGGAAAAUAUAGCAAAGCAAAUAGUGAAAACUUUA
Molecule: messenger RNA, 1418 nt
Organism: Aedes aegypti (yellow fever mosquito)
Lineage: Eukaryota; Metazoa; Arthropoda; Insecta; Diptera; Culicidae
Product: opsin-1
Exons: 2
Coding region: 199-1317 (372 amino acids)
Biological process (GO): visual perception; G protein-coupled receptor signaling pathway; phototransduction
Cellular component (GO): membrane
Molecular function (GO): G protein-coupled receptor activity
Source: RefSeq, a predicted model, not a curated record